AUGCGUCUGUUGGUUUCUACAGACACAGAAUUUCUGCAGGGUUUUGGGCCCCAUCUACAGUUCCUAUUGAGUACAAUGGUAACAAGAGAAAGCAAGAAAAUAACUGGGCACCCCCUGGUGGACACAAAGAUAAAGAGCCUGUCAACCAGGCAUGGGCCAGAGAUACACACCACCCUGUUGGUCAUACAAGGUUCUUCAUCAACCCGACCUUGGCCCAUGCACUUCCACCCAAGGCGGUCAGUGGCAGUCUGGGGGGAUUGCAGUAAGACUCGCCCUAUGGUGCCAGUUCCAGGAAGCAGCCAUACUUCCCAUGAGGCACAGAGGUUCCUUCUUGAUCAUCCAUCUUGA
This is a messenger RNA of Pipistrellus nathusii (Nathusius's pipistrelle), 348 nucleotides long. Lineage: Eukaryota; Metazoa; Chordata; Mammalia; Chiroptera; Vespertilionidae. The record is from the annotation of a GenBank genome assembly.